AUGCCGGCAGCGGCGGGGGACGGGCUCCUGGGCGAGCCGGCGGCGCCGGGGGUCAGCGGCGGCGAGGACGCGGCCAGGCCGGCGGCGGCCUGCGAGGGAAGUUUCCUGCCCGCCUGGGUGAGCGGCGUGCCCCGCGAACGGCUCCGUGACUUCCAGCACCACAAGCGCGUGGGCAACUACCUCAUCGGCAGCAGGAAGCUGGGCGAGGGCUCCUUCGCCAAGGUGCGCGAGGGGCUGCACGUGCUGACUGGAGAGAAGGUGGCCAUCAAAGUCAUUGACAAGAAGAGAGCCAAAAAGGACACCUAUGUCACCAAAAACCUGCGGCGUGAGGGACAGAUCCAGCAAAUGAUUCGUCACCCCAACAUCACUCAGCUCCUCGAUAUCUUAGAGACUGAAAACAGCUACUACCUGGUCAUGGAGCUGUGUCCCGGGGGCAACCUGAUGCAUAAGAUCUAUGAGAAGAAGAGGCUGGAGGAGUCAGAAGCCCGCAGAUACAUCCGGCAGCUCAUCUCUGCAGUGGAGCAUCUGCACCGGGCCGGGGUGGUCCACAGGGACUUGAAGAUAGAAAACUUGCUACUAGAUGAAGACAAUAAUAUCAAGCUGAUUGACUUUGGUUUGAGCAACUGUGCCGGGAUCCUGGGCUAUUCUGACCCUUUCAGCACACAGUGUGGCAGCCCCGCCUAUGCUGCGCCAGAACUGCUCGCCAGGAAGAAAUACGGCCCCAAAAUUGAUGUCUGGUCCAUAGGUGUGAACAUGUAUGCCAUGCUGACGGGGACCCUGCCUUUCACAGUGGAGCCUUUUAGCUUGAGAGCUUUGUACCAGAAGAUGGUGGACAAAGAAAUGAACCCCCUCCCCACCCAGCUCUCCACAGGAGCCAUCACCUUCCUGCGCUCUCUGCUGGAACCGGACCCUGUGAAGAGGCCAAACAUUCAGCAGGCGCUGGCGAAUCGCUGGCUUAAUGAGAAUUACACAGGCAAGGUGCCCUGCAACAUCACCUACCCCAACAGGAUCCACCUGGAGGACCUAAGCCCAAGCGUGGUGCUGCACAUGACUGAGAAGCUGGGCUUCAAGAACAGUGAUGUGAUCAACACUGUGCUCUCCAACCGUGCCUGCCACAUCCUUGCCAUCUACUUCCUCUUGAACAAGAAGCUGGAGCGCUACCUGUCUGGGAAAUAUGACCUCCAGGACAGUGUCUGCUACAAGACCCAGCUCUAUCAGAUAGAAAAGUGCAGGUCCACCAAGGAGCCCUAUGAGGCCUCCCUGGACACCUGGACGAGAGACCUUGAGUUCUAUACUGUGCAGGAUAAAAAGCCCAAAGAACAGGAGAAAAGAGGAGAUUUCCUUCAUUGGCCAUUUUCCAAGAAGUUGGACAAGAACCUGCCCUCACAGAAGCCAGCCAACGGCUCCGUCAUCACACAGAUCCAGAACACCAAAGCAGUCCUCCGGGACCGGAAGAACCCCAAGCCUGGUUUCCCUGACAAAGAUUCCUUUGGCUGCCGCAGUAUUUUCCGAAAAGCUUCUGAUUCCAGUUGUGUGGCUUCUUCUUCCAUGGAGUUCAUUCCUGUCCCGCCUCCCAGGACCCCCAGAAUUAUGAAGAAACCAGAGCCCCAUCAGCAAGGGCCCACAAGCGUGGGUGUCUCCCCCAGGGAGGACCCCCUGAUGCUGGAAAUGGUGCGCUCCUUCGAAUCUGUGGAUCGCGAUGACCCCACAGAGCUGCUGUCCCCGUCUCCUCACUACAGGAUCUUAAACUCUCCCGUGAACCUUGCUCGCAGAAACUCCAGCGAGAGGACGCUCUCCCUGGUCCUGCCACCUGGAAGCACGUCGCCUGUUCACACUCCUACACACCCUACUCUGGUCUCCUUUGCUCACGAUGACAAGAACAGCCCCCCUAAAGAGGAGGGUCUGUGCUCCCCACCCCCAGUCCCUGGUAACGGCACCAGCCAGCCUCUGGGGAGCCCAAAUUGUGUGAAAAGCCGAGGCAGGUUUCCUAUGAUGGGCAUCGGGCAGAUGCUGAGGAAGCGGCACCAGAGCCUACAGCCUUCGGGGGACAGGCUCCUGGAGGCCAGCACACCCCCGCUGCAGCCUCUGACUCCUGUGAGCCUCUCCUUUGACAUGGCUGAUGGCGUCAAAAGCCAGUGUUGA
Messenger RNA from Elephantulus edwardii (Cape elephant shrew), 2142 nucleotides. It is a transcript of the gene HUNK, whose product is annotated as hormonally up-regulated Neu-associated kinase. Gene Ontology annotation, molecular function: ATP binding; protein serine/threonine kinase activity. Bases 1 to 2142 code for a protein of 713 amino acids. The transcript is spliced from 11 exons. Gene Ontology annotation, cellular component: cytoplasm. Gene Ontology annotation, biological process: intracellular signal transduction; protein phosphorylation. The record is from RefSeq and is a predicted model, not a curated record. Lineage: Eukaryota; Metazoa; Chordata; Mammalia; Macroscelidea; Macroscelididae.